AUGCAUACCCAGGAGUGGGUCUGGGGGCUCAAAGCUAUCUUUUCCAUUGGAUGGGAAGAAGCUGAAGGCCUUCUGGAGGAGGUGGCAAGGACUUCCAGAGCUGUUCGCUGCUUGGUACACCCCUGCACUUCACCCCGUUUCCACCGCCGACUCACAGUUCUGUCUGGGCACCCGCAGUCGCAUCCCCACCGGGCAGCCCCCUGCCACUCCACCAAGCGCCUAGUCCCAAGACAGCCGGGGAACCCUUGCGAAUCACAUCCGGAAAAGGGUGGGGGCGCAAGGGGCGGGGCGAGCCCCGUAGGAGAAAAUCGGGCGUCCCUGCCUACUACCCGCGGUCCCGCUGGGGUCGCUGCCAGCCACCCAGCCGCCCCUCUCGCUGAACCCGCAGUAUCGCCCGCGCGCCCCGAGCCCCUCCAGGCCAGAGGCUCCCGCAGAUCGCUUUCCAGCGACACCAAACUCCUGUUGGUCUUCAAACCUGGCUCAGAACUUUGCUUGCACUUCCCUCACCUGGAACCUUCUUCUCCUGAUAUCUGCACGGCCGACUCCUCGAUUCAUUACGGUUUCUCAGCUCAUCUGUUACAGUUUCACCUCCUGAGGGAGGCCGUCUGUGACCACCCUUUCCGAAAAACACCCUGACACUCUUCC
Messenger RNA from Physeter macrocephalus (sperm whale), 645 nucleotides. RefSeq lists its product as uncharacterized. The transcript is spliced from 3 exons. The record is from RefSeq and is a predicted model, not a curated record. Lineage: Eukaryota; Metazoa; Chordata; Mammalia; Artiodactyla; Physeteridae. Bases 1 to 636 code for a protein of 211 amino acids.